This is a messenger RNA of Raphanus sativus (radish), 851 nucleotides long. RefSeq lists its product as uncharacterized. The record is from RefSeq and is a predicted model, not a curated record. Bases 2 to 670 code for a protein of 222 amino acids. The transcript is spliced from 2 exons. NCBI's taxonomy places the organism in Eukaryota, Viridiplantae, Streptophyta, Magnoliopsida, Brassicales, Brassicaceae.
CAUGUCUUCAGGAGGUUAUUAUCGUUCAUGGAUGGAUAAACCUCAUUUGGAUCCCAACACCAAAUUGCUUACGGAAGAAUACGUUCAAGGGAUUAAAGAAUUCAUGAGGCUUGUUCAACAACAACCAGAUGCAAAAAAUGGUAUGUUAAGAUGUCCCUGCUCUAGUUGCAAUAAUAAUAAAGUUAUAGAAGAAUUUAAUGUUUGGACUCAUUUGUAUAUGAAAGGGUUUUCACGUAAUUAUAAAGUUUGGUAUCUUCAUGGGGAAACCGGUUAUGAAUAUGGUAGUACUAGCGAACCUCAGCCUAUUAGUGAAUUUCAGCCGGAUAUUAGGUUAGAAGAAUCUAGAACGGAUAUAGAUUAUGGUGUAGGUACUGAGCAGAUGGUACAUGAUCAUUAUAGAGGGGAAGAACCAAAUCCCGAAUCUAGGAGAUUUUUUGACAUGUUGGAUGCAGGAAAACAACCUUUGUAUCAAAAUUGUAGAGAUGGUCAUUCAGCCUUAUCAUCUGCAACUAGAUUAAUGGGUAUUAAGACAGACUAUAAUUUGGCUGAAGAAUGUAUGGAUGCGAUUACUGAUUUUGUUAAAGACAUUCUACCUGAGGAUAAUGUUGCACCGGGUUCAUACUACGAAGUUCAGAAACUGGUUGCCGGUCUUCAACUACCGUACGAAUGAGCAAUCGUCGAGAAGCCAUUCCGUUUUCACAGUAAGGAUCACUGGUUUUAACGAGAGCACAGAACAACAAGUACAAGGCGUCCUGAACUUGAUAGAUCUUGCCGGUAAAGAGCGUUUAUCUAAGAGUGGAUCAACCGGUGAUAGACUUAAAGAAACUCAAGUAAUAUCGUAUUUAAAUAAA